Molecule: messenger RNA, 1162 nt
Organism: Prosopis cineraria
Lineage: Eukaryota; Viridiplantae; Streptophyta; Magnoliopsida; Fabales; Fabaceae
Exons: 1
Coding region: 17-1162 (381 amino acids)
Source: RefSeq, a predicted model, not a curated record
CAUUUGAGUCUACUCGAUGGAGAAUUCGCCGCCGAAUGGGGUAUUUCCUUGGACUCCGAAUUCCAGGUUCUCGACUAAGGACGGAAGAAGUGGGUAUGAACCAUCAGACACAGAGACAGAGUGGCAACAAGUUCCCAGACAUGAGCGAGGAAGAAAGAAUCUGACUUUGGGACCCGAACAGGCAAAAGUUCUCAACUUGAGGAACAAGAUUCCCAUGGCACUGCACAGGAGACAUCCUUCCAAGUUCGAACACGAAAUGUCAUCUCUAGCUACGGCUUCAGUGGCGAGCUCGGCACGAAGGAGACACCAAAGUAGAUCGCCCUACAGGCCAUUCAGAGCAGACGGCGAGGCUCUAUACCCCCUAACUGGUUUGGAUCCUUUGCCAAAACCUGACAUUGGAAGAGAAAAUCUCAAUUGGAGAGCGGCGAACAGAUCGAGUGAGAAACCAAACCAGAGGAGAUCAGUGACUGCUCCGAGACUAAGGGGAAGAGAAAGGGAACCAUCCCAUGCGAGCGCUCCUUCAAUAGGAGAUAUCAACGAGAUGGUUGCUGAGGCGAAAUUUUCAAGAGAUCCUGUUAACGAUGAGCUCACGAUAACAAGUACAGAGUCAAGUUUACCGGGUGAUAUUUUCUUUUCUCGCGAAUGCAAUGCCAUGAUGAAGCACAAGACCUUGUCAACAAAACCAAACAUUGACGCUGAAGCCCAGUUUAAGAACUCGAGGCCUAAGGUCCUUCCCCAAAGAGGCACUCCUUAUCAUCAUCAUCCGAACAGAGCAAAUGGUAAUCUCAAUGAUGGUGCAUCAUCUAGAUCAAGUGCGGUUUCUAGUACUGCUGCUAGAAGCAAAAAGAAUGGUUGGAAUUUAAGUGGGAGUAAUAGGGUGAAGAGUGAAGUUAGUGGCACAAGUUCUGGCAUUCAGAAAUUCAUAAUGAACGGGAAAAAGAACCAAGCAGACGCAUGUUUUGCUUGCGUGAGAAAAGCAGGCAAGCCAUCGAAUAAAUCGCCCCAGCAUCGAUCAGUUGAUGAGGCUUCUAUCAUUGAGAAAGCUUUCGUAAUCCAAAGCCUCCCACAAUUAUGGGCAGAUAAGUAUCAACCUGCCUCACUGGAUGGCUUCACUUGCCACCAACAAGAAGCUCUACUUCUCAAGGAAUUUGUAAGUUCUUAA